AUGGGACCGGAGUCUGAAUCUGUUUGUGUGACGGGCGCUUCCGGUUUCAUCGGCUCAUGGCUCAUCAUGAGACUCUUAGAGCGCGGUUACACUGUUCGAGCCACCGUGAGGGAUCCUGCGAAUCAGAAGAAGGUGAAGCAUCUGCUGGACUUGCCAAAGGCCGAGACGCACUUGACGCUGUGGAAGGCUGACCUGGCCGACGAGGGAAGCUUUGAUGAAGCCAUUCAAGGCUGCACCGGAGUGUUCCAUGUCGCCACUCCUAUGGAUUUUGAGUCCAAAGACCCCGAGAACGAAGUGAUCAAGCCAACAAUAAAUGGGGUGCUAGACAUCCUCAAGGCAUGCCUCAAGGCAAAAACAGUUCGAAGGCUGGUGUUUACAUCCUCAGCAGGAACCGUGAAUAUCGAAGAGCACCAGAAGUCAUUCUACGACGAAACCAACUGGAGCGAUGUUGAAUUUUGCCGCUCUGUCAAAAUGACUGGUUGGAUGUACUUCGUCUCCAAGACUCUAGCUGAGCAAGCUGCAUGGAAGUUUGCCAAAGAAAACAACAUUGAUUUCAUUACCAUUAUCCCAACUCUUGUGAUUGGCCCAUUUCUCAUGCCAUCCAUGCCACCAAGCCUCAUCACCGGACUUUCCCCACUCACUGGAAAUACAUCUCAUUAUUCGAUUAUAAAGCGGGGGCAGUUCGUUCACUUGGACGACCUCUGCCUCUCUCACAUAUACUUGUACGAGCACCCUAAAGCAGAGGGCCGCUACAUUUGUUCUUCCCAUGAUGCUACAAUUUACGACAUUGCAAAAUUGCUGAGAGAAAAAUACCCCGAGUACAAUAUUCCCACAAAGUUCGAUAACAUUGAGGAGAACUUGACGAACAUCCAUUUUUCUUCAAAGAAGUUGACGGACCAAGGGUUUGAGUUCAAGUACAGCUUGGAGAGCAUGUUCAUAGGGGCUGUUGAUACCUGCAGAGCAAAGGGUUUGAUCCCACUUCGUGCUGAGAAACAUGAGGCUGACGACAACACCGUCGUCGAUGUCAAAGUCUCCGGUUAA
This is a messenger RNA of Prunus armeniaca (apricot), 1041 nucleotides long. The record is from the annotation of a GenBank genome assembly. NCBI's taxonomy places the organism in Eukaryota, Viridiplantae, Streptophyta, Magnoliopsida, Rosales, Rosaceae.